Colletes gigas is the source of this 1070-nucleotide messenger RNA. RefSeq names its product ADP-ribosylation factor-like protein 3. Gene Ontology annotation, molecular function: GTPase activity; GTP binding. The transcript has 4 exons. The coding region runs from base 173 to 880 and encodes 235 amino acids. The record is from RefSeq and is a predicted model, not a curated record. Lineage: Eukaryota; Metazoa; Arthropoda; Insecta; Hymenoptera; Colletidae.
CUGAACCCUACGAACCUUGUAUUUAUAUAUAUACGUAUCUCUAUAAUGAUGUAAGGUGUAUGUCACACGGUGAAGUGUUUACGCGUGCUAUAACGUGCUAACACGCGGAAUAGAAGGCGAGAAAGCGGUCCACUUUCAGUGUUUUCCUAAGCAGGACGAUUUAUGAGUAGCAAUGGUACGAAAUGUAUUUCGAAGCAGUCCAAAGAUCCUUUGGAUCGGCAGUGCCUGUAUCGGUACUUACAUCGCGUAUCGAUAUUGGAAAAAGCGAGAGCUUCUGACAAUAGACGAGGGUUUUGAAGAAGUAUCCAAGGUUGAUGACAGCCAUGAAAAAAGAGUGCUUCUAUUGGGUUUAGAAGGAGCUGGAAAAACUUCAAUUAUAAAUCAGAUAUGUGUUGCAAAUGGAGAUGAAAAUUCUUACACUGUUCCCCCAAAGUCAACACAGGGUUCCUCUGUAUAUAGAAUAAAACAUGGGUCAUAUUCAUAUAAUGUCUGGGAUAUUGGGGGUGCAGAUGCCAGUAGAAAAUAUUGGAGUGCUUUUCUACAAGACACAGACCUUUUGUUGUUUGUAGUAGAUGCAUCAGAUACAGACAAAUUAUCUUUGGCUGCUUCUGUUCUUAAAGAGUUGGUAGGAGAUGCAAGAAUGGAUAAUGUACCAAUUUUAGUAAUUGCCAAUAAACAGGAUUGCCCUAAUGCUCUGAGGCCAGAAGAAGUUAAGAAAGCUUUAGAUUUAUUAAGUAUCUCUCCUCAUAAGCACAAAGUAGAACUAAUUGGAUGUCAAACAAGACCUCUGCCAGAGGAGCCAGCAGAAACAACUGAAUGUACCUGGCACCAUGCAUCUGUUGAUGCAGUUAGGAAAAAAAUAUUCUCUAUGGCAACUUAAAGAUAAUUUCUUUAUUGUUUAUUUAAUUUGUUGAAAAAUGCUUUAUAUGUAAAAAAACGAAAGAAAUAGAUGGGUAAGAGAAUGGAGUAUGAGAAACAGUAUGUCUAAUGUGGCACACUGUUCUCAAUUUUUCGAUAAAUUGAAAUGAUUAUAAACAAUUUGUCCAAUAUGAACUUUUUAAGAAAAUAAU